Messenger RNA from Fukomys damarensis (Damara mole-rat), 1818 nucleotides. It is a transcript of the gene Noxa1, whose product is annotated as NADPH oxidase activator 1. Gene Ontology annotation, molecular function: protein binding; superoxide-generating NADPH oxidase activator activity. NCBI's taxonomy places the organism in Eukaryota, Metazoa, Chordata, Mammalia, Rodentia, Bathyergidae. The record is from RefSeq and is a predicted model, not a curated record. Gene Ontology annotation, biological process: superoxide anion generation. Bases 526 to 1776 code for a protein of 416 amino acids. The transcript has 12 exons.
AGCUGGCCCUGGCGCAGCUGCGGGGUAACAGCGUUAUCGACUACACACAGCUGGGCCUGUGUUUCCGGCUGCAGGCCUGGGAGGUAAGGCCACGGGGCUCAUGAGUGCCAGGUGCCAUGGGCCCUGUGCUGUUCCCAGUGGAUGGGGUUGCGUUGUGGGCAUGGUGGGUGGACUUCCAGAACCUCGAGAUCUCUGGCCACGCUUUGCUGGGGCAGAGUAGAGGUGGGUGCGUUCUGGGGCUCCCUGCCUUGAGGGCACAGGGAAAAUACAAGCCCAGCAUAUGAGCCACGUGGGAGCCCCUGGUGUCAGCAUGGAAGCCAGGGCCAAGGGCCCACCCUGCUCACCAGCUCAGGGAACCAAGCAGCAUAGGCCAGGUACGGGGUGCCAGCUGCAGGAACUUGGGGCCAUACAGCCAGCCAGCUGCAGGGACAGAGGCUCAAGGGGAGAUUGAUGGGUGUCUCUUGGUGAAGCAAAGCCAGCUUGGUUGUGUGCUUUGGGGCCCGGGGUCCAUGGGACCCUCUUCAGAUGCAUCCCAGACUCGCAGGUACAGGAAGCAGCAAGCAUGGAGGAGGUGCAGCCAUGUGCAGGAUGGAGGUGAUCGGCCCAGGAGGCAUUUGGAGAUGGACAGUAGAGUGCUGCACGAGGCCUGGCCUUGGUCACGCAGCUGCCCGUGACAGGCAGAAGGCACAGGUACAGUACAAUGUGGCAUCUGCACAGUGCCAGCUGGGACUCUGGGCUGAGGCCACCAACACACUGGCUGAGGCCGUGGCCAGGUGGCCAGAGAGGGCACAGGAGGGCCUGACUGCGGCUCUGUACCAAGUGCAGAAGCAGGCCCCUCUGCAGCCACGUCAGGUUCCCCCCGGCAAGGUCUUCCGGCCACACAGGAGGUACCUGGAGCACCUGGAGCCCAUGGAUUUCCUGGGCAAGGCCAAGGUGGUGAUCCCUGCUGUCCCUGAUGCCUGGCCCUCAGGCGUCCAGCCUCCACAGGGACGGGGAGCCCAUGGUGAAGCUGGCUGCGGGGCUGCACCAUGGCCCCAAGCCUUGGAUCCCAGAGGAGCCAGAACCCAUGACAGCUCCCGAGAUGCAGCAAGGGAAGCCAGCUCUGACCCCCCCGGGCGGGCUGACAGCUGCCUGCCUGUCACCUCCCAGGAGAUGAGGUCCCAGGUGGUGCCAGCUGGCAAACCAGCCCCUCCAUCUACAGGGCUGCCUGGGCCAGGCCCUUCCCAGGACCCUAUGAGCACUGGGAACUGCCCGCACCCACCCCAGGGAGCAGCUGUGCAGGACUCCAGGGACGCUGCCACGGUCACCGUGCAGUGCAUUCUCACCGUGGGACUGCAGGCACCCAGAGGAGCCGGGUUGGCCAGCCUUCGGGCCCUGCUGGCUGAAGCCCUCCCUGCCCAGGCCCAGCGGGCACAGCUUAGUUACUGGGCCCCGGAGGAUGGCAAGCUCUGGGUCCCCAUCCCCGGGGAGGCCACCCUGCAGAAGGCAUGGAGGGAUGCGGCAUCCGGCCCCCGAGGGCUGCGGCUCCGGUGCCGGGGUGCCGCGGGCCGGCCGGUGCUGUACCAGGUGUUGGCCCAGCACGACUAUUCAGCCCAGGGCCCUGAGGACCUGGACCUCCGCCGAGGGGCCUUGGUGGACGUCCUGGGCGAAGUGGAUGAGGCCUGGCUGGAGGGGCACCGGGACGGCGACAUCGGCAUCUUCCCCAAGAGCUUUGUGGUUCCAGCUGGUGGAGAAGCGCCCAGGGCCUCAGGGCCCCAGCAGGAAGACUGGCUCUGAGCAGUUCUUGUGGCAGAAGGUUUAAUAAAAACAACACCACCA